Molecule: messenger RNA, 1342 nt
Organism: Arvicola amphibius (Eurasian water vole)
Lineage: Eukaryota; Metazoa; Chordata; Mammalia; Rodentia; Cricetidae
Product: transmembrane emp24 domain-containing protein 10-like
Biological process (GO): intracellular protein transport; endoplasmic reticulum to Golgi vesicle-mediated transport; Golgi organization
Cellular component (GO): Golgi apparatus; endoplasmic reticulum; COPI-coated vesicle
Source: RefSeq, a predicted model, not a curated record
GCUGGGCUAGAGGCCCCGGGUGGUGAACGAGGCUCCGGCACCAUGUCUGGUUUGUCUGGCCCACUCUCCUGGCCUGGCCCUCGCCCCUGUGCGUUGCUCCUUCUGUUCCUGCUCGGCCCCAGCUCGGUGCUCACCAUCUCCUUCCAUCUGCCCGUGAACUCUCGCAAGUGUCUCCGCGAGGAGAUUCACAAGGACCUGCUAGUGACGGGCGCCUACGAGAUCACCGACCAGUCGGGGGGCGCAGGCGGCCUGCGCACCCAUCUCAAGAUCACAGAUUCUGCCGGCCAUAUUCUGUAUGCCAAAGAGGAUGCAACUAAGGGGAAGUUUGCCUUUACCACGGAAGAUUAUGACAUGUUUGAAGUGUGUUUUGAGAGCAAAGGAACAGGGCGGAUACCUGACCAACUCGUGAUUCUAGACAUGAAGCAUGGAGUAGAGGCGAAAAAUUAUGAAGAGAUCGCAAAGGUCGAGAAACUGAAACCCCUGGAGGUGGAGCUCCGACGCCUAGAGGACCUUUCAGAAUCAAUCGUGAAUGAUUUUGCCUACAUGAAGAAGCGGGAAGAGGAGAUGCGGGACACCAAUGAGUCCACGAACACCCGAGUCCUGUACUUCAGCAUCUUUUCCAUGUUCUGCCUCAUUGGACUGGCCACCUGGCAGGUCUUCUACCUGUGUCGCUUCUUCAAGGCCAAGAAGUUGACAGAGUAAUGAGGCUCAGUCUUCUGUCCCCUGGUAUCUCAGCCAGCAGACAUCGCUGGGACGUGCCUGGCCUACCUAGCUCGAGGCCAUCCUACUAAAAGUACCACCCAGGCACAGUGGAGCUUUCUUGCCAGAACUGAUUUCUUUUGGUGUGGGAGAAUAUGGGGCACCACCUACACCCAGCAAGUCAAUGAGGACUUCUUUUUAAUGUGGUAGGAUUUGGACUGGUUUUUCAACAAGAUUAUUAAAGUCACCUAUGGAAAAACAAAACAAAAAUAGGGGUUACCUAGAUAAUGCCAAAGCCAGCAUUUGUCCUGGGUUCCCUCACGUGAUCCGUUUGAGCUGUUUGCUUUUUAUUUCCCACUUGCUCGUCACCUUGAUCUUCCGCUCUAGUUCUUCCCCCAGUAUUUCUAUGACCGUGGUCAGCUUGUCUCAUGCCAGUUGUCCUCUUCGGUAUCCUUGUGAAAACACCAUGAACUUUCUUUUGGCCCUUAGGUGAAAUGUUUACAUAGCUUCUGGUGAGAUCUUCAUAAUUCUAUGUCUCCUAAAAGGGUCUUGGAUGGGUCACAUAAAAAAUGUGAGCUAUGAACUGUAGGUAAUCUCCUCAAAGAAAAUCUCAAUUUUAGACAAUUAAAAUGUUCAUGUUCAA